AUGGAAAAUUUUAAUACAAACACACCCGAAUACCAACGAUUUUUGAUGGACCGGAAAAUCUUGGGCGAAGGUUAUCAUCCUGCUGCUGCUGCCGUGGCUGCCAACCUUGGAUCUUCAAGGAGUGUAAUUGGAGGAGUUGGAAAUGCUAUCGCAAGUUCUUCUAUCUCCUCCGUUGUUCAAUCAGGGUCUGGCACCGCUGUUGCUACUACCAGUAGUGAAUUAAAAGAUUUCUUGCACGUCAUUUCACCAACGGGAAAACUUAUGUAUUGUUCACCUUCUUCAACAGAACUGGUGGGUUAUACUCCAGAAGAAUUAGUCAAUCGUAACAUAAAGGACUUUAUUCACGUUGAUGAUAUUGAUAUGUUCCGUAGGGAUUUUAAUAUGGCCAUUCAAAACAAGGCUAGUUUUACUCUUUACUAUCGAUUUCGCAAGAAGGAUGACAAAUUUAUAAUCCUUGAGGUUAACGGUCAUCCUUACUUUGGUGAAAGUAAUUCAGCUGGUAAUUGUAAAUGUUUUUAUAGUAUGGGUAGAGCUUAUCCUUCAAAGACAACAGCAAUGUUAGAUUCAUUUUUGGAAUUAAAAGUUGAAAAUGAAAAUUUACGUCGUCAACUUCGUGAGUUAAUUGGACCAUCAGAAACUCCAGCUGAGGCUAGUGGCAGCGGCAGUAUCAGCGGGAUUAACACUACCACUCCUACCACCACCGAGGGAUUAGCUGCCGGAGCUGUUAUCCCUGAAGGACUUCAUGAUUCAAGUAAUCCGUUAGAAUAUUUGACUGGUUUACGAUACCAGGAGGGUGAGCGUGCCAGAGGAAUUUCCACUGGCUCAAAUGACCCAACUUUACUGAACGAAAGUUUAAUGGCUGUAGAUAUGGCAAAAUCGUCUUCAAGAGACGACAACCUUUUAUCUACGCAAACCUCCGCUCAACACGAACCUGCUCUUCCACCUUCAACGAUUACCACAACUUCUUCAAGGUCACGAAAAAAGAAAAAGCCCAAGGUCGAGGAAGAAGAAUAUGUCUGCACGGAUUGUGGUACUGUGGAAUCACCGGAAUGGAGAAAAGGUCCACUAGGACCAAAGACAUGGGCUAAGAAAACAAAGAGACAAGCUAGUGGUAAUGGUGGUAAUGGUGGAGGUUCAACACAACCUCCCCCUCCAUCAGGUAUUGAUACUGGAGGUGGUGAUUAG
Messenger RNA from Funneliformis caledonium, 1185 nucleotides. Lineage: Eukaryota; Fungi; Glomeromycota; Glomeromycetes; Glomerales; Glomeraceae. The record is from the annotation of a GenBank genome assembly.